Spinacia oleracea (spinach) is the source of this 1478-nucleotide messenger RNA. RefSeq lists its product as uncharacterized. The transcript is spliced from 2 exons. The record is from RefSeq and is a predicted model, not a curated record. The coding region runs from base 96 to 569 and encodes 157 amino acids. NCBI's taxonomy places the organism in Eukaryota, Viridiplantae, Streptophyta, Magnoliopsida, Caryophyllales, Amaranthaceae.
AGGAGGAGGGACAUCAUGCCCCUGUAUCCGAGGAUGGUCGUGAACAGUCUACUGAGUAUCUCGCCGAGGAGGCUCCUCUGGCUCGGGGGUCAUUGAUGUGUCUCUCGACCGAUGAUGGGAGUUCGAAGCCUUUUGCAGAGCUUCCUGCCAAUCUGAAGAAUCGGCGUAUGAGCAGGGCGAUGGGUGAGUUGUUUACUCCUGCCGACGAUGCUCACUUGUCCUCCCUUGGGAAGUCUGAGAUCGAUGCCCUCCAUGAGAGUUGGGCCGAGUUUUCCAUCAGGAUGACGGCUUACACCCGCCGAUGCUACAGUGGGGAUUCAGAUGAGGUAGAGAGGUUGAGGGAUGAGAUCGGGAAACUUCAGGAGAAAGAGAAGAUGCAUCUCUCGGAGGUGAGUGAGCUGAAGAAGAAGCUUCAUUGGACUGAGUCUGAGUUGGAUCGUGCUAAGAGAUGCAUUAAGAAUGACGAGGGGGAGCUCCAACGGGCCAAGGUUGAUCUUGCCAAAGCCAAGGAAGAUUCGACGAUUCUCACGAGCCAGCGUGAUUCCGUUAACCGGGCGCUGAAGAUGUGAAAGCUGAGUUAGAGGCCGUCAAGGGUCGGCUUAAGACUUCCAAUGCUAGGAUUGGUGAGCUUUUGAGUUCGCAGAACCGUCUGAAGGAGAGGAUCAUCGAAGAGUGGAAGAAUUCCGAGGAGGGUGAGGCUCAUAAUGUUGAGAUAGGCCUUGAGGCGACUUCUGUUGUUACUUCCGACACAUUGCGUCGAGUUCAGCUUGCUUUGGCUGAGUUUGCGCCCAAUGUAGGUUGGGAUGAGAUACAAGGAAAGUAUGAUUCUAUCUUGGCCAAGGAGCGAGAGGAUCUCAGAGCUCAGCUGGUUGCUCAGGACAAGGUCGAUGGAGGCGAGGGCGAUUCGUCUGAUUCUGAUUCUGCUAGUACUUCGGGUUCUGAUUCGAGCAGCAGUGGUGAUGACGACGCUGGUAGCCAUGUUGAUGUCGUCGACCCUUAGGCGGAUGGUUGUUAUUUUCUUGUGUUGCUUUUGUUGCUUUCUUUUCGCGCCUAGUAUGAUGUAAUCUUUGAAGUAGAGGAACAUUGAUAUUGAACUGUAUUUGAUCCUUCGUAGAGGAACUUUGUUAAGAAACUAAAUCUAAGUACUUUUCGAGAUUUUGGCUCAAAAUUUUCUUUCGUUUCAUUCAACAUAGCCUUACACUUUAUUUAUUACAAUGAUGAAAUUACUUAUCAUUUGGCGUCAAUGCCCCUACCAUGCCCCUAUUACAUCAUUGAAACUUAAAUACAUACCAGACACUUUAGAUGUAGAAUUUCUUAAGGUUGUCGGCAUUUCAUGGUCGAGGAAGUUGCUUGCCUUUGGUGUCGACGAGGUUGUAGGUGCCAGGUUCCGUUCGGCUUCUUUACCACCCUGCUAUCACCCCAACAUAUCCCUCGGUGUGAUCACUAUGGACAUCUGAUCCCUUGUUAUCUUCCUUCUU